GUCUCGCCCUCGGAACUUGAAGAAAUCAUCUGCCAACAUCCCGGCGUGGUGGAUGUGGGCGUAGUGGGCGUACCGGAUGAGAGUAUGGGUGAAGCUCCUAGGGCGUUUAUCGUGACUAGGGACAAUUCACCAGGAGGAUAUACACAGCUUCUCCAUCUCCAAGCCAUCUGCUCCCCCACAGCCAUCUGUUCCCCCACAGCUAUCUGCCUCCCACGGUCGUCUGCCCCCCCACAGUCAUCUCUUCCCACAGCCAUAUACUUCCCACAGCCAUAUACUUCCCCAGCCAUCUCCUCCCCCACAGUUAUCUACUUCCACACAGCCAUCUGCUCCCCAGCCAUCUGCUCCCCACAGCCAUCUGCUCCCCCAGCUAUCUGCCUCCCACAGUCGUCUGCCCCCACAGUCAUCUACUUCCGCCAUCUACUUCCCCACAGCCAUCUGUCCCCCACAGCCAUCUACUUCCCCACAGCCAUCUGCUCCCCCCAGUUAUCUCUUUCCCCAGCCAUCUGCUCCCCCACAGCCAUCUGCUCCCCACAGCCAUCUGUCCCCCCACAGCCAUCUGCUCCCCACAGCCAUCUGCUCCCCACAGUUAUCUACUUCCCCCACAGCCAUCUGCUCCCCCACAGUAUCUGCUCCCCACAACCAUCUCCCCACAGCCAUCUGCCCCCACAGCCGUCUGCUCCCCCACAGCCGUCUGCCCCCACAGCCCGUAGGGUCCUCUGUAGCACUCACACAAUGUCACUUGGACUAUUCCUGCUCAUUGUGGUACUCUUCUGCCUAAUUGCCAGUCAGCUCAAAUCAUUCCACACAAGGCAGUUGGGUUGA
Molecule: messenger RNA, 822 nt
Organism: Homarus americanus (American lobster)
Lineage: Eukaryota; Metazoa; Arthropoda; Malacostraca; Decapoda; Nephropidae
Product: DBF4-type zinc finger-containing protein 2 homolog
Exons: 3
Source: RefSeq, a predicted model, not a curated record